Molecule: messenger RNA, 1799 nt
Organism: Alnus glutinosa
Lineage: Eukaryota; Viridiplantae; Streptophyta; Magnoliopsida; Fagales; Betulaceae
Product: integrin-linked protein kinase 1
Exons: 12
Coding region: 134-1453 (439 amino acids)
Biological process (GO): protein phosphorylation
Molecular function (GO): ATP binding; protein kinase activity; protein binding
Source: RefSeq, a predicted model, not a curated record
CCCCCACUAUUUGAAACUCCUGAAAGGUACUUAGGUACCUACCACUUGAAGAAACCUUCACAAUUCACAAAUCUCUCAAUUCUCAUUCUCAAAGCGAGUCGCGAAAAUUCGGACAUCUCGGUGAAUUAGGGGCAUGGAAUCACCGAAACCGACGUUACGGUUCACGCUGGGAAAGCAGUCGUCGAUGGCGCCGGACCGGCACAAGGAGGAGCACGAGACCGACGGUGAUGAGGUGGCGGAGGGGAUCGAUCCGGGGGUGCGCUUGAUGUACCUGGCCAAUGGAGGCGACGUGGAGGGAAUCAGAGAGGUCCUGGAAUCAGGAGUCAACGUCAACUUCAAGGACAUCGACGGUCGCACGGCCCUCCACGUGGCCGCCUGCCAGGGCCUCGCCGACGUCGUUUCGCUCUUGCUCGACCGCGGCGCCGAGGUCGACGUCAAGGACAACUGGGGGAGCACCCCCCUCGCGGAUGCUAUAUAUUACAAGAACCACGAGUCGAUCAAGCUUUUGGAGAAACACGGCGCCAAGCCUCUGAUGGCUCCAAUGCACGUUAACCAUGCUCGUGAAGUCCCGGAAUACGAAAUUGAUCCAAAAGAGAUUGAUUUUACCGACAGUGUCGGAAUAACCAAGGGAACGUUCCAUAGAGCGUCGUGGCGGGGGAUACAGGUAGCUGUGAAGAGGCUUGGGGACGAAGUAAUUAGUGAUGAGGAUAAAGUGAGGGCAUUCAGGGAUGAGCUUGCAUUGCUUCAGAGGAUACGACAUCCAAAUGUAGUCCAGUUUCUGGGUGCUGUGACUCAAAGUAGUCCGAUGAUGAUUGUGACAGAAUAUCUGGCCAAGGGAGAUCUUGCCGCAUUCAUGAAAAAAAAAGGACAAUUAAAGGCACAAACAGCUGUGAGAUUUGCACUUGAUAUUGCAAGGGGAAUGAAUUAUUUGCACGAGAAUAAGCCAGAACCAAUAAUUCAUCGUGAUCUUGAACCUUCAAAUAUAUUGCGGGAUGAUUCUGGGCACUUGAAAGUUGCAGACUUUGGAGUUAGCAAGUUGAUGACAGUUAAAGAAGAUAGGCCUCUUACUUGUCAAGAAACUUCCUGCCGAUAUGUGGCUCCAGAAGUUUUCAGCAACAAAGAAUAUGAUACCAAAGUUGAUGUUUUCUCAUUUGCUUUAAUUCUGCAAGAGAUGAUUGAAGGCCAGCAACCAUUUUCUGCAAAGCAAGAAAAUGAAGUUACUAAAGUAUAUGCUCUAAAAGAGCGUCCCCCUUUUAGAGCUCCAGCAAAGCGCUACGGACAUGGACUUAAAGAGUUGAUUGAGGAGUGCUGGAGUGAGAAUCCAGCUAAAAGACCAACAUUUCGGCAAAUAAUAAGAAAGCUGGAGUCCAUUCACAACAGUUUUGGCCAUCCAAGGCAUUGGAAGGUUUCUACUCUCUCUCUCUUCGUGUGUGUGUGUGUGUUGCGCCGUUGAGAUGCUUUCAGAACCUGGAGGCCAUGUUGAAGAAAGAUCAUUCCGACGAUCUAAGCAGCCGGGGCCAGUCAUCUCAUUCGAGCACCAGAAGCCCAUGAAUAACUUGUGCUCUGUUUAGCUUAAGAUGUGCAGAAACACUUUCCCAGUUUGGUUUUUAUUCGGGAGAAUCAUUUUCUUGUCUUUGUAAAAUUCCACCAACAGUAGUUGAACGCGAAGCUGACUUUCCCUUUGAAUUUGUGGGCUGAGAAUCACAUUCAUAUUCCAUGUAUUGCUUUAAUAACUGAGGCUGUUCAUGUACAUUGUAUAUGUAAACACAUCUUUAAUGAAUUUUAUUGUGCCAUGUCCA